AUGUUGUGCGACUCGGGAAAAAUGACCGAGUGGCAGAGCACAACCGACUUUGUUAAAGUCAGGAAUGCCUGGAAUGCAGUUGCAAACACAAUGAGUGCUUGUAUCAGGACGGCGGAGCUGGCUGUUAAAGCUGACGACAGCAAAUUGAUUUACGACGUGGAUGACAUGUUGAUAGGCCUCGUGGACGAAAUAAAGACCUCGCCUUCAUGUGAUGAAGUGGUGGAGCUCGAUACUGACAAGGAGGACAUGCAUGCAAGCUGGAUUGAUAUUUUGGACGAUGACGUGGUGAACAUGAGUGAUUUGUCGGCCGCCUUCGACUCAAUGUCAAAAGAGCAGGAGAAGGUAGAAAUAGUGGGCCACAGCAAUGAAGAGAUGGAUGAGUCAGAUCGCGACAAUAAUGACACUCCUAGAGUUAAAAUCAUUCCAUCGGCCCCCAUGUGGGCGAGCAUGGCUCCAUUGGACCCUCGCUCUUGUAUCCGUACACCGAUGUUUGGAAAAAUGGACACGCGUAUUCCAUGCAUACAAGUGCCUCGGAUAGAUAUGGCAUUUUCAAAUAAUCGUGUAGUCAUGAUGGCAGCUGGCACACCUAGCUUUAGUUAUCCUAAAUCACAAAUGAGACCUCAGUGCGAAAAGACCGAGAUUGCCGCAUGCCAGCAGAAAUCUAAGACAUGCUGGAUUUGCAAGAGCUCCAAGUCUCCAGAGAAAAAACGCGCGCUGCACCGCUACCAUGAAAAGCGAACGCGUCGCAACUGGAAGCGGGGUCCUAGAUAUACUGGACGCAGCGACGUUGCGACUUCUCGAAUUCGUAAUGGUGGUCGAUUUAUCCGAACGACAAGAUGGAUUUGA
Plasmopara halstedii is the source of this 846-nucleotide messenger RNA. Its product is annotated as CCT domain. Gene Ontology annotation, molecular function: protein binding. The transcript has a single exon. Lineage: Eukaryota; Oomycota; Peronosporomycetes; Peronosporales; Peronosporaceae. The coding region runs from base 1 to 846 and encodes 281 amino acids. The record is from RefSeq and is a predicted model, not a curated record.